AUGGCUGCGUUUGGUUAUACCUGCAAUGAGGGAUAUCGGUUCAAUUCGUCGAGCACAACAAGCAAAUCCAUUACUUGUCUCAGCAAUGGAACCUGGUCCGAAUUGGGAGACACGUGCGAACGUGAGUUGUGCCAGUCUAUUAAAACUUCUAUGAAUAAUUCCACUUUGAACUCCACUUUCUAUUUCUCCUUAGCUUUUGGGUGCGAAGAUGUUCGAGAAUAUCCUGGUUUCACUGCAGCAACAGCAGCAGCAGCAGCAAUAGACACGGCCAAACCCAUUCCGGUGGGAAAUGUCAUUCAAUAUACUUGCAAUGACAAUAAGUUCAUUGCUGAGAUUCAUGGAGGGACCAAUCAAUCGUUCACUUUGGAAUGUUUGGACAGCGAAGUGUUCGAGGAGCCAUCGACCAAUUGGACGUGCAUAGAUUGGCCCACAUGCGACAUUCCUGCGAAUCAGUCCAAAUUCGAGUUCCUAAGUCCAAAUUCCUCCUUCAACUAUGACGAGGAUGUUCUAGUGGCUUGUCAGGACCAGAAUUCCUGGAUCAACAUCGAUGGGUUGGCAAAAAUGAACGCCUCACUGACAUGCUUGUGGAACGGAACUUUCUGGCCAAAUUUGGAGAUCGCCGUGUGCGAAAAAAAAUUUUGUGAUGAUCCCCCCAUCCCUCGGAGUUCUUCGAAUUUGGAGCUAGUGCCAAUGGGGUCAGCCGCCAUCGGCCUGGGUGAUGUGGUGACCUAUCGUUGCCUCGGCGAUGCAAGAUUGGAACAGGGAACCAACUUCACCAUAGAGUGCGGUCAUGACGGCAGUUACCAGAAUUUAUCCUGGCCUACGUGUGUCCUUACCAAGUUUUGCCCGUCGGCCGACCUCCCGCCACCUUUGACCAAUGGAUAUAUCCAAUUAUCGACACAAAACCAGCCAGGAUUCAGGGUUCCCGCCGAAACUUUCAACCUCAGCACCAGCCAACCCAACGGCAUUUCCAAUGCUUCGACCCACGGACCGGGACAAGCUUUCGAUGGGAACUGGGCCACGAUGUUCAAGAUCAACAGUAGUGGGAACAUUCCUUUUCUGCAAGUGGACUUUGGACAAGAGCGAUUGCCACUCUCGAUCAAAUUGGUCCUUCCCAAUGCAUCGUCGGGCUGUAUCAACAACCAUGAGGACUUGCGAGUGGCGGCAUUGAAUUCAUCCCUAAACCCAGGAGAGGAUCCCAGUUCUCGAACUAUCCUUGAGGCCGACAUUCAAAGUGGUAUUUUCAUCUUCGACAAACCCGCUUUGACGCGAUAUCUGGUGGUCCAUGCUCCAACGGGCGGAUCAUCGACACCAUUGUGUAUUGCCGAAAUGGACAUUCAAUUUCGGCCCAAAGUGCCUUACCCUCCGGUGAAAGAUUGCGCCCAGCUCAUGGCUUAUGGAUCUCAAGGAUCCUCUAUUUAUAAUUUGGAUAUUACUGGCGGACUCAAUCCGGAAAAUGUGGCGGAUGUGCUCUGCCGUGAAAGCCAAUGGACACCCAUUCUCCGGCGCUUUCAUCCCCAGGACGUUAACGACAUGUUUUCGCGGCACUCUAACGACAGUGGCUUCCGUUCGCGCAGAUUGUUGUCCACCGAGCCUUAUGAGCUACGCGUCGAAAUGGUGGAUAGGGAUGACAAAUAUAGGCGGGCCGUGUACAAUACAUUCACUAUCGAAAGCUCGUCGUCCCGCUACCGAUUGUCAGUAGACGAUUUCGACCCGUCCCAAUCCGUUGGCGAUCCCGGGAUGCCAUGCAAUUCGUGA
This is a messenger RNA of Tigriopus californicus, 1758 nucleotides long. RefSeq lists its product as uncharacterized. NCBI's taxonomy places the organism in Eukaryota, Metazoa, Arthropoda, Copepoda, Harpacticoida, Harpacticidae. Bases 1 to 1758 code for a protein of 585 amino acids. The transcript has 8 exons. The record is from RefSeq and is a predicted model, not a curated record.